Molecule: messenger RNA, 8582 nt
Organism: Culicoides brevitarsis
Lineage: Eukaryota; Metazoa; Arthropoda; Insecta; Diptera; Ceratopogonidae
Gene: Lar
Product: tyrosine-protein phosphatase Lar
Exons: 17
Coding region: 356-6508 (2050 amino acids)
Biological process (GO): peptidyl-tyrosine dephosphorylation involved in inactivation of protein kinase activity
Cellular component (GO): signaling receptor complex
Molecular function (GO): protein tyrosine phosphatase activity; protein binding
Source: RefSeq, a predicted model, not a curated record
AUUUCGAUUUGAUCAAAUUGGUGAAGAUGUGAUUAUUUUCUUGAGUUUUUUCGUGUAAAUUCAGACAAUUCUAGUGAAAACUAAGUUAAUAUUUGUGUAUUAGUCUAUAACGAUGACGGUGCAAUAAAAAAUCAGAUCGAUCAAUCAAUCAGAGUUGUAAGAUAGUGAGAGAGGGAAAAGAAAGUGAACAAAAAAAAAUAUUGAAAGACUUUCGUAGCUAAUCGAAGAUCUUCACAGAAAAAGAUCCAAAAAUAGAAAAAAAAAUUGUGGUAAAAAUUCAACAAAAAGGACAAAAAGUUACAUUAACCAGUCAUCGACAAAACAAUACGAGUAUUGAAACGUUAAUCAACAGAAAAUGGCCAAGCUGCUAACGCCUGGUCAUCCGAAACGAGUGUCUCGGAAGGCGGCAGCAACAGCCGAGACAAAAACACCAACAACAACAUCAAUUCCAUUUUGUACAUUCCUCCUUAUUUUUAUCAUUUUAACUGUUCAACAGCAAUUUGUUGCUGCAGAAAAGCCGCCAGAGAUUAUCGCACGUCCAUUCAACCAGUUUGCUCGCGUGAAUAAUGUCGCGACAUUUUACUGCGAAGCCAAAGGUGACCCGCAACCCACAAUCACCUGGCGCAAAAACGGAAAACGCAUCAGUCCAACGCAAUCACGUUACACCAUCACGGAUCUAAAUGGCGCCUCGAUGCUCCGCAUUGAGCCCCUUCGCUCGGGACGGGAUGAGGCCCCGUACGAAUGCGCCGCUGAAAAUAACGUCGGAUCGGACAAGGCGGAGGCACUGCUUGCCGUGUACGAAGCUGAUAAAACUCCUCCGGGUUUCCCGAAUAUUGUGCAAGGGCCCCAAACACGAGUCAUCGAAAUCGGACAUACGGCUGUGCUGCAAUGUAAAGCUACGGGUAAUCCGAUUCCCAAAAUUCAUUGGUACAGAGAUCAAAAGCGACUGGACAUGAAUGAUCCCCGGUAUACAUUACAAGAUGGCAAUCUACAAAUCUCCAACAGUCAAGAAGACGACAAAGGCAAGUAUGAAUGCGUUGCGGAGAACGCCGUUGGCACGGAACACUCGAAAGCCAUCGAUUUGUAUGUGAAGAAGCGUCGAGUCCCGCCACAAUUUUCGCGUCCUCCAGAGCCGAUCAACGAAGUGAUGCUUGGGGCGAAUUUGACGUUGACUUGCGUGGCGGUCGGCUCCCCGAUGCCGUACGUGAAAUGGCGCAAGGGAGUUGACGAGGACUUGACGCGCGAAGAUGAGCUGCCCGUUGGUCGAAAUGUCCUGGAAUUGACGAAUAUUCAAGCAAGUGCGAAUUAUACGUGUGUGGCGGCAUCGACGUUGGGAGUGAUUGAGGCGAAUGCACUCGUUAAAGUGCAAUCUCUCCCAGCUGCCCCCACAGACCUCACAAUAUCCGAGGUCUCCGCCACAUCCGUACGCCUCGAAUGGAGCUACAAAGGUCCCGAAGACUUGCAAUACUACGUCAUCCAGUACAAGCCGAAGAACGCGAAUCAGGCAUUCAGCGAAAUCAGUGGCAUCAUCACGAUGUUUUACGUUGUGCGGUCUCUCAGUCCCUACACGGAAUACGAAUUCUACGUGAUUGCUGUCAACAACAUUGGACGUGGACCACCGUCAUCGGCAGCAUCGACAACAACCGGUGAAACGGCGAUGGAAAGUGCACCGCGAAACAUUCAAGUAAGGCCAUUGAGCUCGUCUACGAUGGUUGUCACGUGGGAACCUCCAGAGACUCCAAAUGGACAAAUAACGGGUUACAAAGUCUUUUACACGACAGAUCCGGCCCAACCUGAAGCUUCUUGGGAGUCGCAGAUGGUAGAUAAUAGUGAGCUAACAACUAUUUCUGAGCUAACCCCUCAUAAAAUCUACACGAUAAAAAUCCAGGCAAUCUCCUCCCAAGGCACAGGACCUCUAAGUAGUCCGAUUCAGGUGAAGACGCAACAAGGUGUUCCCUCACAACCGCAAAAUUUGCGAGCGAUAGACGUAGGCGAGACAUCUGUCACGCUGCAAUGGCUCAAACCCACUCAUUCCGGCGAGAAUAUCGUUCACUACGAGUUAUAUUGGAAUGAUACGUACGCAAAUGAGCAACAUCAUCAACGCAUUCCAAACAGUGAACAACACACGUUGAGUGGCUUGUAUCCCGAUACAUUGUAUUAUAUUUGGUUGGCAGCACGUUCUCAAAACACACAAGGUGCUACAACGCCCCCAAUUCCAGUCCGAACAAAACAAUACGUACCUGGAGCCCCUCCAAGAAAUAUUAGCGCAGAAAGUACGAGUCCGACGACAAUUUUGGUGUCGUGGCUUCCCCCAGAAGCAGAAAGAUCAAACGGGCGAAUUGUCUACUACAAGGUGUUCAUUGUUGAAGUGGGUCGUUCUGACAGUGAAGCCACUGUUACGACAGUGAAUACCACCCAAUUGGUAUUGGACGAGCUUAAACGAUGGACUGAGUAUAAAAUUUGGGUGUUAGCUGGCACAUCGGUAGGUGACGGUCCAAAAUCAUUUCCCGUCAAAAUUAGAACGUUGGAAGAUGUGCCUGGGCAAUGCCAAGAUGUAAAGGCAGCUGCGAUAAAUUCCACGGCAGCUCAUGUCUCGUGGAAGCCCCCAUUGGAGAAGGAACGCAAUGGCAUGAUUCGCGGUUAUCACAUUCACGUGCAGGAAGUUAGAGAUGAUCAGAGUCGCGCUCCAUUGUCUGACGCCAUGAAAUUCGACGUUGUCGACGGUCUCGAAUUCAAUGUCACCACUCUUCAACCCGACACGAAAUACUCCAUCCAAGUAGCUGCCUUGACACGCAAAGGCGACGGCGAUCGUACAGAUCCCGUAAUCAUCAAAACUCCGGGUGGCGUGCCAAUCCGUCCCGUCGUAAAUUUAAAAAUGAACCAACAAGAGCCCCGCGUUGUCGUUGAACUCGAAUGGGAAAAACCAAGCAAAACCUACGGCGAAUUACGUGGCUACCGCUUACGUUACGGACCCCGUGAAAACGCCUUGGUCGAAGAAAUGUUGCCAGGUCACACUACUUCGCGCCAAUUUAAUGACUUGGAACGCGGUGUGCAAUACGAAUUCCGCAUUGCGGGUGUUAAUCAAGUCGGCAUCGGACAAGAAAGUGUCAAAUAUUUCACGACACCCGAAGGUGUUCCCAGUGGCCCGCCAUUUAACAUCAGUAUUCGCUUCCAAACGCCCGAUGUGUUGUGCAUCACGUGGGAACCGCCACCGCGCGAACAACGAAACGGACAAAUUAUCCGGUACGACGUGCAAUUUCACAAGAAAAUCGAUCACGGGCUCGGCACGGAACGCAAUACAACCGCUACGAAGGCUGUUUUUACGAAUUUAGAAGAAGCUACGGAAUAUGUCGUGCGAAUUCGAGCGUACACGAAACAAGGCUCUGGUCCGUUUACAGAGAAAAAAAUAAUUACGACGGAAAAGGAUAUGGGAAGAGCUCCAAUGAGUGUGCAAGCUCUUGCUACGUCGGAACAAACGGUUGAGGUUUGGUGGGAACCUGUGCCCUCGAGAAACAACAAAUUAAUUGGCUACAAAAUUUUCUACACGAUGACAGCUAUUGAGGAUUUGGAUGAAUGGCAGACGAAAAUUGUUGGUCUCACUGAAUCUGUGGAUUUAAUAAAUUUAGAAAAAUUCGCUGAAUACGCGGUUGCCAUUGCAGCACGUUUCCGCGACGGUUUAGGACGUUUGAGUGAAAAAAUUACUGUUCGCGUGAAGCCUGAAGAUGUCCCGCUGAGUUUGAGAGCUUAUGAUGUCAGUACUCAUUCCAUGACUCUCACAUGGUCUCCGCCAAUCCGCUUGAAUCCCAUCAAUUAUCGCAUUAGUUUCGACGCUGUGAAAGAAUUUGUCGAUUCGCAAGGCAUCACACAAACCCAAAUCAUCCCGAAACGCGAAAUUAUCUUGAAACAUCACAUCAGAUCGCACACAAUCAACGAAUUGUCUCCGUUUACGACGUAUUUUGUCAAUGUGAGUGCCGUGCCGAACGAUUAUUCGUACCGCCCACCGACGAAAAUUACCGUUACAACGCAAAUGGCGGCGCCGCAACCGAUGGUAAAGCCCGAUUUUUACGGCGUCGUUAACGGCGAAGAGAUUCAAGUCAUCUUACCUCAAGCUUCGGAGGAAUAUGGACCCAUUUCGCAUUAUUAUUUGAUCGUAGUACCCGAAGAUAAGUCAAAUUCGCACAAACAACCCGAUCAAUUUUUAACGGAGGAAAUGUUGCCGGGACAUUUGGGAUAUCGCGUCGAACGAGUAAAUGCCCCAUAUAUCGCCGAUAUUUUCUUGCAACGAAAUAUCCCGUAUACCUAUCAUUUGGGCUCGGGCGAGACGCAUCACAAUUUUACCAACAAAAAACUCGAACGCGGCAAACGUUAUCGGAUUUUCGUACGAGCUGUAGUUGAUACGCCACAAAAACAUUUGUACACGUCAAGCCCGUUUUCGGAAUUUUUGGCUUUAGACAUGCGUGAAGCUCCUCCCGGUGAGCCGCCAAAUCGCCCAGAUCCAAGUAAUAAUGGAUAUGACCCGGAUGUGACUUUUAUCGAUCGCAAAGACCCGCCGGAGAUGAUUUGGAUUUUUGGUCCUUUAGUGGCGGCGGCAAUUUUGUGUAUUUUCCUCGUUGCGAUUUAUAUUCUGCGAAAAAAACGUCAACCUUGCAAGAGUUCCGACCCAGGAGUAACGAGACCUUUGAUGUCAGCUGAUAUCGCUGCAAGUACCGCCCCAACAGAUCCCGUCGAUAUGCGUCGUUUGAAUUUCCAGACACCCGGCAUGAUAAGUCAUCCCCCGAUUCCGAUCUCUGAACUGGCAAAUCACAUCGAACGCUUGAAAGCCAACGAUAAUCUCAAGUUUUCGCAAGAAUACGAAAGUAUCGAGCCUGGGCAGCAGUUUACGUGGGAUCAUUCAGACAUGGAAGUGAAUAAACCGAAAAAUCGGUAUGCCAAUGUGACAGCUUACGAUCAUUCGCGAGUCAUUUUGCAGAUUGAGAAUGGGGUACAGGGCUCGGAUUACAUCAAUGCCAAUUACUGCGAUGGGUAUCGGAAGCAUAAUGCGUAUAUUGCGACGCAAGGACCGCUUCAGGAGACAUGUGCCGACUUUUGGCGCAUGUGUUGGGAACAAAAAACCGCCACAAUUGUCAUGAUGACGCGUUUGGAGGAACGUGCUCGUAUCAAAUGUGAUCAAUAUUGGCCAACACGCGGCACCGAAGUUUACGGCAACAUGACAGUUACCAUCACAGAAACGCAGGAACUUGCAACUUACGCCAUCAGGACUUUCCAACUGUGUCGCAACAAUUCGGCAGAACGUCGUGAAAUCAAGCAACUUCAAUUCACGGCAUGGCCUGAUCACGGAGUUCCCGAAUUUCCGGCUCCUUUCUUGCAAUUCUUGAAACGCACAAAGAGUCUAAAUCCCAUGGAUGCUGGUCCAAUUAUCGUUCAUUGCUCUGCCGGGGUUGGGCGUACGGGAUGCUACAUCGUCAUUGAUUCCAUGCUGGAACGCAUGAAACACGAAAAAAUGGUCGAUAUCUAUGGGCAUGUCACCUGCCUACGAGCACAACGAAACUACAUGGUACAAACGGAAGAUCAGUACAUUUUCAUUCAUGAUGCGCUCUUGGAGGCCGUCAUUUGCGGCAAUACAGAAGUGCCGGCACGCAACUUGCACAAUCACAUCCAGAAACUCAUGCAGAUCGAGAUGGGCGAAAAUAUCACGGGCAUGGAGACGGAAUUCAAAAAGUUGUCAAACAUCAAGGCAGACUCGACGCGUUUCGUUACCGCCAAUUUACCAUGCAACAAACACAAAAAUCGUCUCGUGCACAUUUUGCCGUACGAAUCGAGUCGUGUUUGUUUGACGCCGAUCCGUGGCAUCGAGGGCAGCGAUUACAUCAAUGCCAGUUUCGUGGAUGGGUAUCGUUACAGAUUUGCUUAUAUUGCGGCGCAGGCUCCGUUGCAAGACACCGCGGAAGAUUUCUGGCGCAUGUUGUGGGAACACAACUCGACGAUUGUCGUGAUGUUGACGAAACUCAAGGAAAUGGGACGCGAAAAAUGCUUCCAGUAUUGGCCGUCGGAGAGAUCGGUGCGUUAUCAGUAUUACGUUGUGGAUCCGAUCGCGGAAUAUAACAUGCCGCAAUACAAGUUGCGCGAAUUUAAGGUAACCGAUGCACGUGAUGGAUCGUCACGAACAGUGCGGCAAUUCCAGUUUGUUGAUUGGCCUGAACAGGGAGUCCCGAAAUCUGGCGAAGGAUUUAUCGAUUUCAUUGGGCAAGUGCACAAAACGAAGGAACAAUUCGGACAAGAUGGGCCUAUUACAGUCCAUUGCAGUGCCGGAGUCGGCAGAACUGGCGUCUUCAUUACGCUCAGCAUCGUACUCGAACGCAUGCAGUACGAGGGUGUCCUGGAUGUCUUCCAAACGGUGCGCAUUUUGCGCGCACAACGUCCCGCAAUGGUCCAAACAGAGGACCAAUAUCAAUUCUGUUAUCGUGCAGCUCUCGAGUAUCUGGGUUCAUUUGAUCACUACGCCAAUUAAAACUCAUGCAUAUCGCUAAGUCCCCUCUAAGCACAUGUAAAUAAUGGAUGUGACACACGAAAAGCUUAAAAUAUAAUGUUAAAAAUGACCACCCAGCUUGAAAAAAAAAAUCACCUGUAUUUGUAUGAAGUACAUGACAAAAAGCUUUAUCGAAUUUUUUAACUCACAAACAAAUAAUAAUCGUGUGGUUGUGACAACACCAAGUAAUUAAAAAAAAAAUAAUUAAUUAUCAUCCUCAGAGAAAUAAUUUUGAACUUAAAAGAAAAUUAAGUACAUCGAAUCCCAUCCAAUAAUUUUUAAAUUAUUUUUUUGAUUAAAUUGCAACUUGAUUACUUAUAAAAAACGACAAGGGCUUGCUGGACAAGACUUUACCUGAUAAAAAUAUAAAAAUUAAAAGGAAAUGUAUACUAGAAAGAAACAAAAAUCACCAAAACGGAGACUUAAUUUAAAAUACUUUCUUUGCCCAGCUUUCGCUCUUGACAAAAUUUGAUGUUCCUCGCGCUAAAUUUAGUUGCCACACACCUUUUAGACAAAGACAAAAUUUAAACAAACCAGAAAUGUUCGUAAAAUGUGUCUAUGUUAACACACUGCUGAUACCUAAAAAAAAAUAAAAUAAAAAGUAUAUGUCAUGAAAUUGCUAUAAAAUGCUGAUAGAACCCACGAGACAAAAGAAAACUAGAAAUAUUUAAAAAAAAAUGACUUGAAAAAACUAAAUAAUGUGAAACAAUCAUUGAACGAUGCAUUAUUUUCUAGCUAAUAUUAAAAUAUAUAGAUUAAAAAUAAAUAAAUAAAUAAUAAAAAUAGAAAGAAAUUUAUAGGGUUAAAAAAAAUUAACAAAUAUUCAAGUUUUGACAGUUAAAAAAAUUAAUAAUAAUGAAAAAUUAAAAAAAAGACACCAUUUCCCAAUUUUUGACUUGGAACAAAAAAAAUCCAAAUAGAAAAAAUGCAUUUAAUAUCAAAAAAAUCAUCACCAUCAUCACGAAUUUUUAGUUGAAUUCCAUCCAUUAACAUCACAAUCAUCAUAGCAAACUAAAAAUCUUCGAAUCUCAUGACUUGACUUCGAAACAUAUGCAGGAUGUGCUUUUUAUUGAGCACAAAACAACCUUUUUCAAUUACUCUUUCCCCUAAAAAGAAGAAAAAGAAAAGUAAUAUCAAAAGUGUAUCAGAACAAAAAAAUAUUUAAAAAAAAAAUGUAUCAAUUACUUAGAACUUUAGCGAAUUAGUUUGUGUAGUGAUUUAAUUUUAGGACAUAAAUAAAAAAAAACUGUAGCUUUUUUUAUUCAAACAAAAAAAAAUAAUAUCAAGAAUUAAAUUGUAAGAAAAAAAAAGGUUUAGAGUAUGGCAAUUAUUAAUUAUAAUUAAUUAACUAACAUGAAUAUCUCGAAAUAACGUAAAAAAUACUCUAAUUCUCUGGCUUAUUCUUCGUUCUCGUUAGCUAAUUACAAAAAAAAAAAAAAAUAAUAUAAACAAUAGAAAGUCCGUUAAAUUCUCGCGUGAAGUAAUUCAUUGGAGAACUGGACAAAGAACAACAAAAAUCCACCAUAUCAUAGAAAAUAAAAUGCUUGCCUUUUUGUAUUAAAAAAAAAAAAAGCUUCGUUCAUUCCCCAACUGUUUAAUUUUAAGCUUAGCGAGAAAGAAGUAAAUUUAAGACUGUGGAUGUUAAUUAAGUUUUAAUGCUUGCCUCACCUUACAAUAUAUAAUUACGCCCCGAGUCCUUGCCUUUUUAUUAUUAUUAAAUAAUUAAUUUUAAUUCCUUUGUUACAAUUUUAACGUUAAUUCAUAAAUAAAUAGUUCAGAAGCACAAAUCCUAAAAUAAAAAAAAAAUAAUUUUAAACUAACAAAGUUACUUUUACGCACAACUCUGUUUUUAGUUAGUAACGGUGAUAUUUUAUUAAUGAAACUGCUUUGCCAUACAAAAUAAAAAAAAAGUAUUUUACUCGCAUUCCGCUGAAACUAAAGCAUCACCAGAAAAAAAUGCAGCUUUUUGCUCUUUACUGCCAUUUCGAUCUCUAAUUAACUAUUUUUCCAUUUUUUAAUGUUCUUUUACUAUAGAUUUUUUAAUUAAUUUUAUUAA